AUGUCCCCCAUGGGCCGUCCAGUUGCGUUCGCGGCCGGCACCUUCUCCGGCUUGACCGUCCGCACCGAGCUGCGCGAAAUCCAGGCGGCGGAGGUGGCUCGGAAGGCAGGCACGAAAGAGUACACAUCCGUCAUGUGGCAGUGCCCUGACGAGACCCACACCCCAGCAGACAGACGCCCGCUCGAUCCUCCUCCGAUCCUCGUCGCCCGUUUCUUCGUGGUCGACGCCUCUGCCCAGUGGCAGGGAGAAGGCUCUGCAACCGAAAAGGAGAUCCGCAACACGGAUGAUGUCAGGGUCGAGGGUUUCGUAUGCAACGUCGACCUGUUCCCCAUGUCGUCGGAUUGGCGGCACGGUGAGCCCGUCCCCGCGACCCUCGAGGAGAGCGCGAAGUGUACCGAGAACCUCUCGGGCAGCCGCUUCGCCGAAGCGAUCCGCCUCGAGUACGGAGGCGCCAAGUCGGUCAUGUUCCCUUUCCCCGAUCUAUCCGUGACGAAGAGCGGCUACCACCUCCUCCGCUAUCGCAUCUUCAACGUGCUCUCCAUCGCCGCGGGGACCGUCCCCGUGCCCGCCUUGGCCGAAUGCUACGGCGGCGUAUUCCACGUCUACGGAUCGAAGGAGUUUCCCGGUCUCCGAGCCUCCACGGAUCUGACCAAGGUGUGUGCCCCCGUUCCCCCCUCUUUCCCUCCGUUCGGGCGCACGUGA
Messenger RNA from Punctularia strigosozonata HHB-11173 SS5, 702 nucleotides. RefSeq lists its product as uncharacterized. Bases 1 to 702 code for a protein of 233 amino acids. The transcript has 5 exons. NCBI's taxonomy places the organism in Eukaryota, Fungi, Basidiomycota, Agaricomycetes, Corticiales, Punctulariaceae. The record is from RefSeq and is a predicted model, not a curated record.